Molecule: messenger RNA, 1062 nt
Organism: Drosophila guanche
Lineage: Eukaryota; Metazoa; Arthropoda; Insecta; Diptera; Drosophilidae
Product: lysosomal alpha-mannosidase-like
Exons: 1
Biological process (GO): mannose metabolic process
Cellular component (GO): lysosome
Molecular function (GO): carbohydrate binding; alpha-mannosidase activity
Source: RefSeq, a predicted model, not a curated record
UACAAUCUGUUCUACUCCACCCCGGCCUGCUAUCUGAACUCCGUACAUGAGGGGCUACAGACUUGGCCCAACAAAACCGACGACUUCUUCCCCUAUGCCAGCGACUCCAACAGCUUCUGGACAGGAUACUACACCUCUCGACCCACCCAAAAACGCUUCGAGCGCGAUGGCAACCACAUGCUGCAGACUGCCAAACAGCUCAGUGUCUUUGCCGAUCUGAAGAGUCAGCAACAGAAGGAAGACCUCGAUUACCUUCGCCAGAUAAUGGGAGUAAUGCAACACCACGAUGCCAUCACCGGAACGGAGAAGCAGGCGGUGUCCAACGACUACGAUCGACUGCUCUAUGAUGGCAUUAUCGGAGGAGCCAGCAAUGCUCGAGAUGCCCUGCGAGUGCUGACCAAUCUGCCAGAGGGGGAGUUCGAGAGCUGCCUGCAGCUGAACAUCAGCGAAUGCGCCUUCACCCAGGACAGUGCGGACAAUGUGGUGGUGACCCUGUUCAAUCCAUUGGCCCACACCUCCUCACAGUAUGUGCGAGUACCCGUGAAGGAGGAGAACUACCAGGUGACUGACGAAAAGGGACGCCUGGUGGCCUCUGAGGUGGUGCCAGUGGCCUGGCAAGUCCUGGCUCUGGAAUACCGCCAGAACACAACUCAGCACGAGCUCGUGUUCAAGGCAUCCGUGAACAAGAUCGCCAGCUACUACAUCAAGAAGGUCGACAAGGUAGAGAGCAAGGAAAUUGUCCUGCCCAAGGCUGCUAAAAAGUCGGUGAAGCAAAACGAAAAGAACUUGGAGGUGCCCCAGCGAUUUAAGAAGGUCCAUUCCAUGCAGAAUGUGGAGACUCACGCCGAUGAUGAUUCCGAAACUGUGGUCCAGACAUCGGAGAUCAAAUUGGUGAUCGACAAUAAUACGGGUCGCCUGAAGACCGUUGAGAUGAACGGAGUGUCCGAGGCUAUUGACCAGAACUUUGCCAUUUAUGAGACAUAUGAAUCCGGAGCUUAUGUCUUCCGUCAAAAGGAAGACGUUGAUCUGAAAUUCUUGGAAGACAAGGUGGAGUUCACAGUU